Molecule: messenger RNA, 1650 nt
Organism: Medioppia subpectinata
Lineage: Eukaryota; Metazoa; Arthropoda; Arachnida; Sarcoptiformes; Oppiidae
Source: the annotation of a GenBank genome assembly
AUGCCUAAUAAUAAAAUGGACAGGAACAUAAUACUACGUUGUAGCGAACCACUUGUGGAAACUCGGUAUAAUAGUGUUGGUGAAUUUAUUUGGAAACGACUUGAAGAAAUUAACAACGAUAAAAUCUGCAUGAUCGAUGCAGUAACGGAACUUUCCAUAACGAUAGGUGAGUUUAAACAGACGGCCACAGAUAUAGCGGUGGCACUACUGGACCGGGGGGUCAACCAGUCAUCGUUAAUAGCAUUUUACGGCCCAAACUCUAUACAACACGCAAUACUUAGAGUUGCCGUACAAUUAUUGGGUGUGACAUUUAUGCCACUCAGUCCAACAUUUGGCCAGUACGAAGUGAUCGAAAAGGUCAAGUCUGUCGGUGCCGACAUUGUCAUAUGUUCGGUCAACGAUCUUGCUAAAUUUAGCAAAUUAUUAAAUAGUAAUUAUAAUGAUAAGAUUAAAUUAGUAUUGGUAUUUGACGGCAAACACGGCAAAUAUUUGACUUACGAUAGACUUUUUAAAGAAAGUAAAUUUAUAGGCAGAAAUUUGGCUAAAGUUCCCCACUAUGACGUAAAAUCAAGAGACGAAACCCUGUUUUUAAUACACACAUCAGGCACGACGGGUGCGCCGAAAUGCGCUCAGGUGCCACACAGGAUGUUUUUAAAUGAUGUAGAUAUAGACAAUACAAGUGCGUCAAGUAUGGUCAGUUCGUUCUUGUUACCAUUGGGACACAUAUCGGGCACAUUUGCUUUAUUUACGAAAUUGUGUUUGGGCUGCACCAUGGUCAUGUUUUCUGAUUGCAAUGAUGAAUUUAUCGCACAUUCAAUUCAGAAAUAUCGCAUUAAUUGUUUAAGUAUAUCUCCCACUGUGUGCAAACAAAUGGUUGACCAUGGUCUGUUAGAUCAGUACAAUAUGUCUAGUCUAAAAGUGCUGUCUACCGGUGGAGCUGCUUUUCCGGCCGACACUGCCCGAGAGUUCAUUAAAAAGUACGGCUUGAUGUUUAGAGAAUGUACGUUUUUACCAUAUAUUUUAUCAUUUAAAACGCCUUAUGCUAUGACUGAAUAUUGUCGGGUCAGCUAUAAAAUGAGUACAACAGAUUAUGAACCGGGAAAUUGCGGGCAUAUUACACCAGGAACCGAGUUAAAAGUGAUAGAUCUUUCCACGGGCAAUAGUCUAGGUCCGAACAUUGAUGGUGAAAUAUGUAUCCAUGGUGCCAAAAUGAUCACCGGUUAUAGAAACAACGCUAAAGCAUGGGCUGAGGUUGUGGAUAAUAAGGGCUGGUAUCGGACGGGUGAUAUCGGGCAUUACAACGACAAGGAGUGUAUAUUCAUUACGGAUCGUCUGAAAGAAUUGAUGCGUAUAGAAGUGGAUCAGUACUAUAUCAAAAUAUCUCCCGUAGAGAUUGAACAGUAUCUCCAGACCCACCCGUCCAUUGCUGAAGUGGCUGUUGUGGGCGUUAAUAACAAGGUAGGCAUUCAUCGCCCCCGAGCAUAUACUGUGCUGGAAUUUGGACACAGUGUUACUGGUGCUGAGAUUAUAAAAUUUGUUUAUGACUCUCUGGCUCGUACUAAACAAUUGACCGGUGGUGUAGUAUUCGUAGACCAUAUCGUGAAAACAAAGGAAAAGCACUUGUUCUCCUGUCCCGUCAGUCCCCGUUGA